CAGCGUCAGCAUCCUGAUGAAGAAACAACAGAUGCUGGAGAACCAGGUGGAGGUGCGUCAGAGGGAGGUGGAGGAGCUCCAGUCUCAAGCUCAUGUGUUGAGGCAGGAGGGAAAGGACACAGACGAGGUGGAUGGACGCCGGAAGGUGGUGGAGCAGAAGUUUAAGGAGCUGCUGGAGCCGUUGCAGAAGCGGAAAAACUUCCUCAUGGCCUCUCGGGAGAUUCACCAGUUUAACCGCGACAUGGAGGAUGAGAUUCUCUGGGUUGAGGAGCGGAUGCCUCUUGCUACGUCAACAGACCAUGGCCACAAUUUACAGACUGUUCAGCUGCUUAUCAAGAAGAACCAG
Sinocyclocheilus rhinocerous is the source of this 346-nucleotide messenger RNA. Its product is annotated as spectrin beta chain, non-erythrocytic 1-like. The transcript is spliced from 3 exons. The record is from RefSeq and is a predicted model, not a curated record. Gene Ontology annotation, molecular function: protein binding. The annotation marks the transcript as partial. NCBI's taxonomy places the organism in Eukaryota, Metazoa, Chordata, Actinopteri, Cypriniformes, Cyprinidae.